Messenger RNA from Coccomyxa subellipsoidea C-169, 1362 nucleotides. RefSeq lists its product as hypothetical. The coding region runs from base 1 to 1362 and encodes 453 amino acids. NCBI's taxonomy places the organism in Eukaryota, Viridiplantae, Chlorophyta, Trebouxiophyceae, Coccomyxaceae. The transcript has 9 exons. The record is from RefSeq and is a predicted model, not a curated record.
AUGACUCCCACUGCACAGGUAGGGGGUUUCAGUGAGCAAUCCUCUGAUGUUGUCAACCUGGCUUCCCCAACCUUCCGCGCAGCUGCGCAAUCUGUAAACAGCAAAGCUCCCAGAGAGCGUGCUGUCAUCAAGUCCUUCACCAGGACACCCAAUUCUGAAGAUGCAGACUCCUUUGGCUUCAUGACCCCUGGAGUGACAGCCACUCCUGCAUCGGCCAGCUUCCAGCAGGCCACUCCUGAACAGGAGGUGCAGGACAUCUGGCAGCCAGCCUUUGAUAAUGCUGGUGCCUCAGCGCAUCAAGCUGCGGAUGCUGAGUCAUACAUGAUGGGCCAACGCGCGGCGCUGAUGGACGCAUUCAAAUUGGCGCUACCUGGGCAGUCGCAGCUGGGCGGUAUGGUGAGAGACCUGCAUCGGCUGCAAUCGCAGGUGGAUGAGGAGCGGCUGCAUGCGCGCCAUGCAGAGAGCAGCCUCGCAGAAGUGGCCACCAAAGUACAGGGCCUGGCGGACCGAUUCACAACCCUGGAAACUCAUCGGCUGCCAGACAUGGACAACAGAAUCGAGCGUGCCAGCACAGCCCUCAUCUCACAGGCGCGCAUCUCCGAGUUCCAUGCGACACUGGACAUGAUGAACGACGCACUUGCGCGCAUCUCAGAGCGCAAAGAAUCACCCGGCGGUUAUAUUUUCGGGGGCGGCGGCGGAGGCAACGCCGCGGGAGGGGGCGGCCUGUCAAGCAGCCUGAUCUGGCUGCUGCAAACUGCGGCCGGCUACGCGCGGCGUUCCCUGUCGCAGGCUGACGUGGCGGCCGUCUUCCUGUCCCGGCGCAUCCUGCUCGACCGCGCCGCGCUGCAGGGGUCUGGCAUGCCGCGUGAGGCUGCAGCGGAAGGCAACGCCCUGGGACUGAGGCUCAGAGCAGCGGCGCGGCCGGCGCUGGGCUCCGCGGCGUUCCUGGCCGCGGUGGAAGCCGCCUGGCAGCUGCACGAGCGGUGGUCAGGCCUGCUGCCGCGGCAGCUGCGAGCGGCGACGGCUCCGGCCGCGCUCGGCAUUCGCGCGGUGCGCGGCGCCACGUGGGCUGCAGCCAUUCUGCUGACGGCCGUGGCCGCUCGCGAGUCGGCCUUUUCUCUUGUGGACGCCGGCUUCAGCGCGGCGCAGCGGUGCCAAGCGAGCUUGAUCACAGUCAUUCCCAGGAGCGGCUACCUGGUCUGGGGAAGCAGCACUGUCAGCAGCGCGGCAGCAGAUGACAUCAGCAAGGCAGAAGGGAACGCUGAGACCGCCGUGGUCGCCGACAGCGCCUGCCGCAUCGGCAGCGCGGCGGCCGAGGAUGCAAUGGAGAAAGGGUUAAGCCCCUUUGCUGGAAAGGGUUAG